AUGUUCAAAAUGGAUGAUACGGAGAGGGAUAUAGGAGAACCUUCUUGUAAAAAGAAAAAAUUAGAAUUUUUGAGUGCUUAUCAUGUAUUUAAUAGUGAUGAAAUUUUGGAAAUAUUAUCGUUCAUUCCGAAGGAUAAUGUUAAAUUUAUUGUAAUGAGUUGUGGGUUGGUUUCGAAACAGUGGAGGAAUGUUGUUGUGGAGUAUUCGAAACUAGAUGUAACAAUUGUAGAUUACAAAUUGUUGGAAGAUUUGAAGGCUAGUCAUCAUUUAAACAAUAUUGAAACCUUACGAGUUGGUAAAAUUGUACCAAAUGAUGUUUUUUAUCAAGUUGCUGGCUUGAUAAAACAUUUGACGAAACUUGAUGUUUGUAAUUGCCAAAUUGGAGCCGAAGGAGCUAAAUGGGUUAAAAAUUUUGAACAAUUAACUGAUCUCGACAUUUAUGGUAAUCUAAUUGGUGAUGAAGGAGCUGUAUUCAUUAGUGAAAUCAGUUGA
Naegleria gruberi is the source of this 492-nucleotide messenger RNA. RefSeq lists its product as uncharacterized. Gene Ontology annotation, molecular function: protein binding. The transcript has a single exon. The coding region runs from base 1 to 492 and encodes 163 amino acids. The record is from RefSeq and is a predicted model, not a curated record. Lineage: Eukaryota; Heterolobosea; Eutetramitea; Acrasida; Naegleriidae.